CAGAUCAAAGAGUGACAAUGAAAACAAAAACUGGCAACAGUGCGUGUGAUUACCUACGACCCUAGUUUGGCAAAUACGUCUACGGUUGCAGAACGAUAACACGAAAUUGCAAGUUGGGGUUUCACGCAAUUAAUUAUCCAUGAUCUACUUUAAACAAGGAACCAUGUUCAUCAUUUUUCCUUAGAAGAAGAUUGAAAAGGGUCAUCAUGUGCGUCGACUGGGAUAUGAAUAUCCUGCCUUAGGUGGGAUGGCAAUCCUACCUAACCUUUGCCACUAAAAGUACAUUACACCUGUUGCAGUCUGUGAUCUUUUCUAUGGGACGAAACCCUCUUGAGCGUUAACCAUUUCACACAGGAAUAGUGAUUCUUUGUACCUGUUUAUUGUAGUGUCUGCUGCUACUACUCUGUAUUUAUAGCUUUGUUUUAAACUUGGGUGGUGUUGUCUUUGAGUGCUUGCCUCUUUUUGUGUGACAGUGGCAGUACUGUAGUAUGAGAGGUUUUGUAUACCAUUUAGAAAGCUGAUGAGUGAAUGUUUUCCGUUAUGUGAAGUGUGCUUGACUGAAGCAUAAGUGGAUAAGAAUAUUUAAUUCCUUAGGUUCAGAUCUCAUUUUAGCUUUAAUCAUUCUGUUUUAAUUUCACGUUUCAAGAUAUUGCAUAUCUGUGGUCAUUGCAAUUUUCAAAUCAUGUUGCUGUCAUUUUUCAUACCAGCAGGAAUUUAGAUACUAAAAAAUUAUCAAAAUUUAGGCUAAGCAGGAAAUUAAAGUAUUUUUGGAAAAUUCAGUCUGAAAUCAUAGGUAACUAGUCUGUUCAUGGUGGAGAAGAAAAAUAUUUUUGAUUCAAAGCAUAAAAAUGGCAUCAUAAGUGUGAAAUAUUAGCAUACACGGCAAGAUACUUUUAAAUUGUAAUUCUAAAAUUUAAGAUCAAAGUGAGAAUUACAUGCAUUCUUAUUAGUAACUUGCAAGCAUUAACUUGUUUUUCUACAUGCAAGUGUUAGUUGUUGGUAAGUAUUGCUAUGUGUAUACCUACCAUGUUUUGAUUUCUUGAGCUGUUACUAUAUUGUAUGAAAUCAUCUUUGCUAGGGCCAAUCUGGAAUUGGACUUUGCCCUCUGGAUACAGAAAGGGAUAUAGUAGGUUUGGAUUUUUAUAUUUUAAAUCUGUUUGUUGCAAUUGGCUACAAUGGUGUUGAUUGGUUACUAUCACUUUGGAAUGGUGUUAGGCCGUGGGAAGUUUGGUUGGGUGUCUCAAGCUACUCACAGAGUUGUAGGUCAUUAUGUUGCUGUAAAGCAUCAGCCUUGGGCUGUGGGAGGAGACACCUGUGGGGGAGCUUCUGGUAAACAUGUUGACUGUCAGCAUGCUGAUGAAACUCAGUGGCGAGCAGCCCUUGAAAAUGAAGCAGAGUUACUAGCCCGAAUAUCACACCCUUCUGUUGUAGCCUUGCUUGAAGUAGUACGCAAGCCUAGUGAAUUAUAUUUAUGCCUUGAAUAUUUGGGAGAGAUAACCUUGGCAUCUAUGGUGUCUCAAGACUAUGAGGAAAAAGGUGCAGGCUUAGCUGAGCCUGAAGCUGCAUGUAUCUUUAAGCAAGUUGCAGCUGGUCUGCAUCACUUGCAUUGUGAAGGCAUAUUGCAUCGAGAUGUUAAGCCAGAAAAUAUUAUGAUAAUUCCUUCACAUAAUGGUGAAAUGCCAAUUGCUAAGUUAAUUGACUUGGGUCUAGCAGCCCUUUGGGAUCCCUUGUCUCCUCUUAAUACGUCUUGCACUCGUGCAGGGACUGUAGUAUACAUGGCCCCUGAACUUACAUCAUCUGCUCAUGUUUAUGGCCCUGAAGUUGAUGUAUUUAGCUUAGGUGCUUCACUGUACUAUGCUUUAAUUGGGGAAAUUCCUUUUAUGGAAUACUUACGCAAUGGCAAAAGAGGUACCACUGCUGUGUUUGGUUUGCAGCUCCAACAUGAGGAAGCUCUAGAUUCUUUAACCAGAGAAGCUGUGGGUUUACUUCGAUCAAUGUUGGACGCUAACCCAAGCAAGCGGUGCACUUUACCACAGGUUUGUGGUCAUACUUGGAUUAUUCAAGAAUAUAUCCCCUCCUCUAGAAGCUUGGGAGCUAAUUCAUCACUUAUAGUUGAUUGCCACGGUGGUCUUGAUAUUUCAGGCCUCUUCAGUGUGAUUGGGAAAGAUUAUUUCUGUGGAGAAAGUGAUGAAUCUUCAGAGUUUGGUGACGAGGCAGGUAGUUCAGAGGAGCUUGUGUUUGUCAAAACCAAUCAUUCUAGGUCAAUAGCUAGUACAAGCAGCAGUAGCUUAGGAACUGUAAGUAAGUUAAGGAUUAGAAGUUCAAGUAGCAAUAAUAUUGAAGAUACAAAAGAUAUUUUGGUAAAUAUGGAAUGCGUUGAUCGUGUUUCAUCUCUGUUGCAGAAAGAUAAUGAUCAUGUGUUACAGCAUCUUGGGGAGGAACCAUGGGGACCAGUAGGUGGUAUUUACAAUCUUUUGCUUCAUGCAGGCUUAGUUCAGCAAAUAUGAUAUGUAUUGUUGAGUACUUUCUUCAAAAUCAUCUCUUGACAUCGUAGUGGAUUGCUGUACCUUUUCCAUGAUGUUUAAAAUGGCAAGUUGGAUUAUUGCAUGCAUUGGUUUUCAUAAUAAUAAUAAUGUAUCUUUAUAAUCAGGAACAUUAGUAAUGUUUUUGGAGUGUUUUUCACUAGUUGUAAAUAUAUGGUACAAUCAUAAGUCAAAUCAGAAUAGAGAAAAAGAAUAUAACUCAGAGUGGAUAAUGAAUCAUUCCAAAUUGUUUCAUUUGGACUCCACAAUAUUAGCUUCAAGAUGAAACCAUUGACUCACCUUCCAGAAAAAUAGUUAUAGAUUAAGUCAAAAUUUACUUAAUUAAUCAUAUGUAAGCUAUUCUUAUACUUUAUUCUGUGAGAUAACAAUAAAACAUAUGUUGACGAGUUACCUGUUGUGUAGCAACUAACGAUUUAUGUAAGUUAUGAAAUUUUGUACGAUGUUUAUGGUACAGUAAGUCCUUGCAUACAAUAGUUAAUGUAGUGUCCACAUUUUGGGCAGUGUUGCUCAUGAGUUCACCAAUAAUAUUCCUCCAUUUUCCCAUUACAGUACGUAUAUUUGUCCUUAUAACAGUAUAUAGGAAGCUGUUUGUGGUCUUUCAUGGUGCCUAUUUUAUCUGGAUAUAAUUUUUGAUUCUAUAUACAUACAUAUAUGACAUAAGUAUUAUUUUAGCAUUACGUAUGAUAUUGUAGUGGCCUUAAGAUAUUUAAACAUGAAAAUGGGAUUGAUUUGUAGUAGAACACUUGUUGCUUAGGUAUCAAGAGUUACUGUUUUUCAAAGCGCAUUGAAGGUGCAUUUGAGGGAAUUGCCUGUUUUGUUUUUAAUGAUGCUGUCAAUCAUUAAUGUACCUCUUUUUCUUGUACAUUUCGAGUAAAAUGACAGAAAUUUUUUAAAAGUUGCUGAUGUGUUGUAAUAUGUUUAAAAGUCUACAGGUAUGUUUUGUCUUGGAUGAAGGUCAGUCAUGUGGGUGCAAUUUUUUAUUGUACAACUAAAUGUAUACUUCUUAAUCAGUUGUCAUGCUAUAAAUAGGAAAAAUAUUAAAGAGCCAAAAUAGGGUAACUAUGAGCAAGAAAGUAAAAGCAAUAAGUAAAACUACUGAUUAAUUUGCCUCCAAAAUGUGUAAUUUUUUUGUGUUGUUUAUGCACAGCACAUAUUAAAUUAUCCAGAUUUAGUUCACUAUAAAAUUUGUUGAUUUUGCCAGUCUGAUAAAUUCUGUCUGAACCCAUUGGAUGAAAUUUCCAGUACUAAUUUGUUUGGUUACAGUAGUUCAAAUGCAGCAUUGGUUGAUGAGUUCAUAUGAAACAAUACAAUACAUGUUACUUUCCUUUUGUAAUUUUUAAUGGUUGUAGUGUUUUUCACCUAAAAUACAUAGUACUAUCAGAACUAACUUUUCCUUAUAUAGAAUUAAUAUUUAGAAACUAUUAUUGCUCCAGAAAGUAUGGGCCUCAAGCUGUAUUUGUUCUUAUGUAUGCAUUUAAAAUAACUAAAGAAGCAAUAAAGGUACAGGAAAAGAUAGAAAAUUUAAGAGGAUCGGGUAGAUGAACCAGGUAGCUUGUUAACAUUUUACUUGUUUGAGAACUUUCCUGAACACUCAUUGAUAGAUCUUUUUUUACACUGACGUAAUAUGAAAGCAGGGCCAAGUUAGCUUGAAAUAUUGGAGCUGCAUUAAAUAGUGAUGGCAUUGUAAAAGCAAAUAGAACCUAGAGGUAACAUUUUGUACUGAUGAAAAAAAAUAGCUGUGUGAUAAGAAAACAUAGAGAAAAUAUAACUACAGUAGUACUGGUGUUUAAUCAACCAAUGGUAAGCAAAAUUAGUGAUGAAACUGGAUAACAAAAUUCUAGUGUGCUGUAUUUGUGUUAAGCUUAAAAUAAGUAAAAAGGCAGAGAUAUUGCCCAAAGCUGCGAAGUUAUGAUGACGCCUGACAUUGAAAUAACCAAACAUGGUAGUGGCAUGGCUAGAAUCCAUUGUAAAAAGAAAAACAAACAAAAGACAUACUUUGUGAUUGAGGUCUACAGGUAUGAAAGGCAAGAGUUAAUUGAACAGUGCAAAAUGUGGUUUUCCUAAGUAUAUGAAUGGAAAGUUGAACGAAGUCGCAUAAUUAUUUGGUAGUCAUUCCCCAUGAUGUAGUCCCUUAAUGUAGAAAAUGCACAGCAUAUUUUAUGUAACUGUCCUAAUACCGAAUAACAACGAAUGGCCACUGUCUUUGACACAGUUUAUUAAAACAAAAUUUCUUUAGAAUCGUCAACACAAUUAAAAUUUAUUGUUUUCAGAAAGUUUUAAUCCAUGAAGUACAGUAAUUUAAGAGCUUAACCCUUUGCAGCUUUUGGGGUAGCUGUAAACCGCUCAAGUUAAUUUUAACCGUAUAUUCACUUACAAAAGUUAACUUCAACAUGUCGCUAAGCCCAACUAACUAGGUACUAACUUUUGCCUGUCAUCGAGCUCUAAUUUCAGGCUUUCUUAUACAUAUAUGUAUUUUACAACAUAUAUAUAAUUGCUUAUGGUUUGCUAUUUUGGUCCAAAUUUUGGUAACUUUUGAACUUGUGUGUUGUAGUUGAUUAUUUCACGUGCCAUAAUGCCUGUAAAUUAAACAUAAGUAUGGUCUGUAAUAUGAAUACAUUUACUGAAUUUUAUUGUUACAACUCUCUCUCUCUCUCUCUCUCUCUCUCUCUCUCUCUCUCUCUCUCUCUCUCUCUCUCUCUCUCUCUCUCUCUCUCUCUCUCUCAAACAG
Molecule: messenger RNA, 5271 nt
Organism: Macrobrachium nipponense
Lineage: Eukaryota; Metazoa; Arthropoda; Malacostraca; Decapoda; Palaemonidae
Product: probable myosin light chain kinase DDB_G0271550
Exons: 2
Coding region: 1176-2507 (443 amino acids)
Biological process (GO): intracellular signal transduction; protein phosphorylation
Cellular component (GO): cytoplasm
Molecular function (GO): ATP binding; protein serine/threonine kinase activity
Source: RefSeq, a predicted model, not a curated record